This is a messenger RNA of Solea senegalensis (Senegalese sole), 1709 nucleotides long. It is a transcript of the gene kcnj16a, whose product is annotated as potassium inwardly rectifying channel subfamily J member 16. Gene Ontology annotation, molecular function: inward rectifier potassium channel activity. Bases 12 to 1466 code for a protein of 484 amino acids. The record is from RefSeq and is a predicted model, not a curated record. Gene Ontology annotation, biological process: regulation of monoatomic ion transmembrane transport; potassium ion import across plasma membrane. Lineage: Eukaryota; Metazoa; Chordata; Actinopteri; Pleuronectiformes; Soleidae. The transcript is spliced from 2 exons. Gene Ontology annotation, cellular component: plasma membrane.
UUUAAUGUACAAUGAAAGUCCAGACUCUGCGUGUGUUUUCAGAGACAACACUCCCAGGCCAGGAACAAUGCUUUCUUUGGUACGAUUUAAUUUCUGGUGUGAGUGUUUUUAAAAGAAAAGGAUCUGGACGCUUGGUCUCCGCGCCAGUUUUCCCAGAGUUCCUGAGAGUUCAACAAAAACGCUGGAAGAUGGAGAAAAUGUACACAUCUGUGAGUCGCAGCGACGAUGCCAGUGCAAAGACGGGACACGGACCUCAGGGUAAGAAGUAUCGCUACAUCCGCAAAGAAGGAAACUGUAAUGUCGUGUUCCGCCACGUUCCUGAGGAAUGGCUGCUUUUCGUGGCCGACAUCUUCACCACCCUGGUGGAGAUCCGGUGGCGGGUGAUGUUCCUCAUCUUCGCGCUCUCAUACAUCCUCUCCUGGCUGUUCUUCGGCAUCCUCUAUUGGGUCAUCGCGCUCGCCAAUGGCGACAUCAGGGACGAGACAGACAAGCCCUGCAUGUACGAAGUGCGCAGCUUCACGGCGGCGUUCCUCUUCUCGCUGGAGACCCAGACCACCAUCGGCUACGGCUUCAGGGGAAUGUCGGAGAACUGCCUGAUUGCCAUCAUCGUGGUCACCAUACAGGACGUCAUCAGCUGCUUCAUCGACACCUUUGUCAUCGGCAUUGCCGUCGCCAAAAUGGCCUCGGCCCGGAAGAGAGCGCAGACAAUUGGAUUUAGCAACUGCGCCGUUAUCAACCUCCAUGACGAUUUCCUGUGUCUGUCCUGGAGAGUUGGCGACUUCCGGAGGAACCACCUGGUGGAGGGGACGGCCUUCGCUCAGAUAGUCCGCUCCACAGUCCACGCCACGGGGAGAGUGGAUGUGACCUAUGAAGACCUGGUCAUCCAGCAGAAGGACAUUACCUUGGUGACGCCGACCACCAUCUUCCACAGGAUGGAACUGGGCAGCCCGCUGUACCAGAUGAGUCGUGCAGACCUGGAAAAAGCCGACUUCGAACUGGUAGUGUCAUUCACCUACACGGACGAUUCCACGGGUAUGCUGCACCAGACCCGCACCUCGUACACCCCUGCAGAAAUUCUCUGGGGUCAGGUCUUCCAGGAGAUGAUCCGUGUCAGCAGGAGGAGCUACCGAGUCGAUUACAACCUUUUUAAUCACACCGCCAAGGUGCUGGUGCCCCAGGUCAGCCCCGAGGAUUACGAAGUCAAGAAGCAGCUGCGACCGUCUCCUCGGUACUCCCCUCGCCAUUCCCCGCGACAUUCGCCACGACACUCGCCCAGAUCCUCCCCAAGGCUGUCGCCAAGGAUCCGACCACAAAACCAUCAAGACCCUCAUCUGAAACCUCCAAUGGUAACGGUGGAGCUCGUGACCGACAGUGGCCCGCAACCAAGCGUUCUGACUUCUGAAGAAGAGGCGAGACAUCGGGACACUCUGGCGUUACCAAACGAUCUCACGACCAUGGACGUAUGAAAGCAGCCGGGAUAUUUAAGAUGGCGAUUGUUGAAAAAAUAAUAAGAUUACGAACCAUUCUACAAUACAAGCAUUAUUAUAUUGUUAUUAUUAUUAGAUGGAAAAUAUAAGUAUUGAAGUGAUCGUAAAGGUGUUUUUGAAGUGUGGUUGCAUGAAGUAUAAAAAUAUGGAUGCUCGCUCUGACUGAAAACCUACAUCAGUUUAAGUCUACGAUAUCUUUAAGAACACGUUCACGUCUUCUUA